Onthophagus taurus is the source of this 1390-nucleotide messenger RNA. It is a transcript of the gene SoxN, whose product is annotated as SRY-box transcription factor soxNeuro. Gene Ontology annotation, cellular component: nucleus. Gene Ontology annotation, molecular function: RNA polymerase II cis-regulatory region sequence-specific DNA binding; DNA-binding transcription activator activity, RNA polymerase II-specific. The record is from RefSeq and is a predicted model, not a curated record. Gene Ontology annotation, biological process: neuron differentiation; negative regulation of transcription by RNA polymerase II; positive regulation of transcription by RNA polymerase II. Lineage: Eukaryota; Metazoa; Arthropoda; Insecta; Coleoptera; Scarabaeidae.
AGAUCCUGCAGGAUCACACCGUAGAGUUACGUCUCGCAGUGUAGAGCGUUGCGGACAAUCCCGUGUGCUUUGUGCCGUUUUGUGUGUGGUUCUUGUUUUUUUGAGAAGUGAAUAGAACCUCUGCCAAGCUGUUCGAACCCACCGAAGAUAUGUUAGAAGCGGACCUCAAAGGAGGUAGCUUACACGCAACGAUGCCACCUCACCACGGGUUACAAUCGUAUGGAUCUCUUAGCGCCCUCGGCCCGCCGCCCAUGCAACAUUUACAACAUCCGCAUCAGCUGCAUCAGCAACAGGCGCCUCAAAUGCACCAACAACAUCACGGCCAUCAACCUCAACACCUCCACCAACCGCAUCAAACUCAACAACACCACCCGCAUCAAUCGCAACAACCGCAACAAAACCAUCAACAAAACUCGGGGGCGAACAACAAUAACUCUAGCAAUAAAAAUCAGAAUUUGGAACGGGUGAAGAGGCCGAUGAAUGCGUUCAUGGUGUGGUCAAGGGGCCAAAGGAGGAAGAUGGCUCAAGAAAAUCCAAAGAUGCAUAACUCCGAGAUUUCAAAGAGGUUAGGCGCCGAGUGGAAAUUAUUAAGCGAGCAAGAAAAACGACCGUUUAUCGAUGAAGCGAAAAGAUUGCGUGCUGUUCAUAUGAAAGAACAUCCCGAUUAUAAAUACAGGCCGCGCCGCAAAACAAAAACGCUUCUCAAAAAAGAUAAGUACCCAUUAGGAGCGGCCGGUUUAUUACAAUCGACGGAUCCAGCGGCGAGGAGUGCCGCAUCCGCGGUUCAACAAGCUACCGCAAGAGACAUGUAUCAAAUGCCCAAUGGUUACAUGCCAAAUGGUUAUAUGAUGCAUGAUCCAACAGCCGCUUAUCAACACCAGCAAUACUCGACGAAUUACGGUAGAUACGACAUGAGCCAGAUGCAACAUAGUGCGUAUAUGAACGGUGGUUACGGUGGUUACACGGGAACCGUUCAAACUAGUGCCGGGUCGCCUUACGGCAGUAUGCAACAAGCCGGAUCUUCACAUAGUCCAUCCGGAUCAAGUAUUAAAUCGGAACCAGUUUCGCCAAAUUCUGGAUUACAUACACCAACUCCCGGCGGCGGUGGAAUCAAAAGGGAAUACCUUAAUCAACCGCAACAGCAAGGCGACUUAAGACAGAUGAUCUCCAUGUACCUGCCCACUGAUACCGCUGCUCAACAUAUGCAACAAUAUGCGGCAACGCCCGAUUUGGGACCUGGACCUUUAGCACCAAUAUCGCAUAUGUGAGAACCACUAUUUUCGGCACCCGAUCUGGAUGUGCCGCCUUUGUAAAAUAUAUAUAUAUAUUUAAAAAAAAUACUCUUUAGUGGAUACGAAAAAUAAUUUGUUGGGAAGUGUAUAAAAAAUUA